Messenger RNA from Notothenia coriiceps (black rockcod), 1891 nucleotides. Its product is annotated as MAP kinase-activated protein kinase 3-like. Gene Ontology annotation, molecular function: ATP binding; protein kinase activity. NCBI's taxonomy places the organism in Eukaryota, Metazoa, Chordata, Actinopteri, Perciformes, Nototheniidae. The transcript is spliced from 8 exons. The record is from RefSeq and is a predicted model, not a curated record. Gene Ontology annotation, biological process: protein phosphorylation. The coding region runs from base 2 to 796 and encodes 264 amino acids.
UAUGGAGGGAGGAGAGCUGUUCAACAGAAUCCAGGCCAGAGGAGACCAGGCCUUCACUGAGAAAGAGGCUUCUGAGAUUAUGAGGGACAUCGGCACGGCCAUUGAAUAUCUUCACAGCAUUGAGAUCGCACACAGAGACAUCAAGCCGGAGAACCUGCUGUACACCAAUAAAAAUAAAAAGGGGAUCCUCAAGUUAACAGACUUUGGAUUUGCUAAGGAGACGACGCUACACAACCCCCUACAGACCCCGUGCUACACGCCCUACUAUGUGGCUCCUGAGGUUUUGGGUCCGGAGAAAUAUGACAAGUCAUGUGACAUGUGGUCUCUGGGCGUCAUCAUGUACAUCCUGUUGUGUGGCUUCCCUCCAUUUUACUCCAACACAGGCCAGGCCAUCUCUCCAGGGAUGAAGAAGAGGAUCAGGAUGGGGCAGUACGAGUUCCCCAACCCAGAGUGGGCCGAGGUGUCCCAGGAAGCCAAAGAUUUGAUACAGAAGCUUCUGAAGACAGACCCCAACGAGCGAAUGACCAUCACUCAGUUCAUGAACCACCCCUGGAUUAAUAAGUCCAUGGUGGUGCCCUCCACCCCCCUCCACACCACCCGGGUGCUGACUGAAGACAGAGAGCUGUGGGAGGAUGUGAAGGAAGAGAUGACCAGCGCUUUAGCCACCAUGCGCGUGGACUACGACCAGGUGAAGAUCAAAGACCUGGACACCUCCAGCAACCCGCUGCUCAACAAGAGGCGCAAGAAGGCCGCCGCUGGAGCCAAAGGCGGGUCCACGGUAUGCCAGAGUCAGUGAGACUCUGAGGACUGUCCGGGCGGGACAGGAAGUGAAGACGAGAAGCAGCUCAGAGGAAGAGGAGAGGUGGAUUUUUGCAGGAGAAAAUCAUUUGAAGUCAGGGACUCUUGAGAAACUGGAUGAUGAGAAAAGGUUCUCUAAAGUAAGGGGAAACAUAGGAACAAGUCAGAGCUGGACAUUAAUAAGACAUAUCAGGUUGUGAUAAGACGUGUUUCUACUGUCAGUGGAAGAAAUCAACAGCUCUGCUCACUGUGGUUCUUUCUGUUUCAUUUUUAUGUACGUGGUUUUUAGACUGUUUGUAAGUCUGUGUGCAGACAUGAGUAUUUGUUGUAACCGUGUUUUGUGUCUUUGAAUGCUUUGUUGCCUAUUUGAGGUCUCCUUUGUAAUCAUGCACUAGUGUAUAAACCAAACACAGACAGACAAAGCGAGUGUGGACAGACUGAAACCAGAACUCACUUUACGUGCACUGUGGCCAGUUUCUCUUCUGCUGACGAAAAAAAGCAACAUCUCCAUUCAUUUCCACUUAAGAGAGUAUUUUUGGAUGCCCGCUGUUCAUUUUACUCAUCACAUUACAUGACAUUUAUUAUGACGCUUUUAUCCAAAGCAACUUACAAAAAGUGCAAUUAAUCAUAAGGAUACAAAUUCAGAACAGCAAGAAUCCUGCGAGUACAUUACCUUCAAAUCGGCUAAACCAUUUGAAAUACUUUAUAAAGAUUGUAUUUGUCAAGGUGCAGUUGAGCUAUGUCAGUUUUCAGGAGUCUUUCAACCAAUUUGGAGCCACGAUAGUAAAAACUAAACUUGCUUAACCCUGGUCCGACUCAGCUUCACUGCUGUGGAUCACCAUUGUGUCCCCACUAAUGGAGCAAUAAGUAAACAACCUGUCUGCUUCCUGUCCGCAUGCGGCCACAGAGCCUAAUGCAAGCAGCAGUGGGGUAAUGGAUUGUAACAUGUAGGAGUUGUGUCAUUUUCUCUUGAGAAAGGUCUUAUGUGGGAUGAGUAAAUGCAUCCAUGUAUCACAGUUUCACUUCACUUUGAACCCCCCCUUUAGAAAUAUGAUUUGUCCACACUGUUGUAAAUAAAACUUUAUAAAGUAAA